AUGAGAGUCUCUCCUAUCAUUGCCUUACCCGCCUUAUUCCUCUCCCUUUCUUCCCCUGUCCUGGGAGAGCCUUCUACCAAGUCGGCUACCCAAAUCGCCCAGGAUGCCAACAGACUAUUGGCCGAGGGAUCGUACUCUGCCGCUGCUAGGGCGUAUGGUGAAGCUAUAGAGCUGGACCCUACAAGUUAUGCCAACUAUUACAAGCGAGCCACAGCAUAUCUUUCCAUGGGGAGACACAACGCAGCCUUGGAUGACUUUGACUCUAUACUGAAGCUCAACCCGGGAUUCUCUCAGGCGCAUUUUCAGAAGGCCAAGAUCCUGGCAAAAGAGGGCGAAUUUACUCAAGCGCAGGCCGAGCUGAAGGUGUUUGGAAAGAGCAAGAGCGAUCCGGAAGCGGAUGAACUGUUGCACCUCGCCACGGUUGGUGAAGCUGCGGAAAAGUCGGCUGUCCAGGCUUCAAAGCAGAAGAAGUGGCAAGUCUGUGUGGACCAUUCUACCAAGGCGCUGGAAGUGGGACCAAGUUCCACAUCGCUGCGGCAGCUGAGGGUUGGCUGUGCCACCGAGCUUGGAGAUAUCAACACGGUCUACGGUGAUUUGACACGUUUAGCAUCUCUCAACCCUACCACGCUGUCAUAUCCCGUCCAGCUUGCCUACAUUGCCUACUUCCUCCGCGCCUCACCGCAAGCGACCGCCCACAUCAAACAGUGUCUGCAUUACGACCCCGACAACAAGCCCUGCAAGGCCGUCCACAAGAUGCUCAGGCGUCUCGAAAAAGAGACUACCAAGACUCGUAACUUUGUCGAGGGUGGCAGUUUCCGACAAGCCAUGAAAGUCCUCGACGGUCCCGAAGGUCUUCUCGCCCGAUUUGAGGAGGAGCUCGCCGAGGCUACAAAGUCCAAAGAUGGCAAACCUGCCUAUCUCUUUCCUCAGCUCAACCCUGUCCCAAAUAGCGACAUGCGGCUUGAGCUGUACGCAUUGGCAUGUAAGGCUGCUGUGGGAGCGAACGACUUUGGGAAGAAGGGCACUUUCUGGUGUGAGCAAGUGGAAAAGAUGGACCCGGAGAAUGCGGAUGCGAUGGUGCUCCGCGGUGAGAGGCUCUUGAAGGGCGAAAAGUGGGAGGAGGCUGUCAGGAUGUUUGAAAAGGCGUUCGAGGCGUCAGGAAGGAGCCAGGAUGUGCACGGUCGUCUUCAGAAGGCUCAGCGAUUACUCAAGGUUUCUAAGCAGAAGGAUUAUUACAAGGUUCUUGGGGUACCUAGAGACGCUGAUGAAAGGCAGAUCAAGAAGGCAUUCCGUAAAGCUGCCAAGACGAACCAUCCUGAUGUCGGCGGCUCUGAACAGAAGAUGGCCGCAUUGAACGAGGCGUACGAGGUUCUUUCCGACCCAGAACUGCGUCAGAGGUUUGACAACGGCGACGAUCCCAACGACCCCACAUCAGGACAACAACAGCACCACAAUCCCUUCGCCCACCACGGCGGCGGCCAUCAGUUCUUCCAGCAUGGUGGAUUCCAGGGCUUCCCUGGCGGCGGUCAGAAGAUGCACUUCCAGUGGGGAUAG
Molecule: messenger RNA, 1554 nt
Organism: Cryptococcus wingfieldii CBS 7118
Lineage: Eukaryota; Fungi; Basidiomycota; Tremellomycetes; Tremellales; Cryptococcaceae
Product: co-chaperone
Exons: 9
Coding region: 1-1554 (517 amino acids)
Biological process (GO): protein folding in endoplasmic reticulum
Cellular component (GO): endoplasmic reticulum
Molecular function (GO): protein-folding chaperone binding; misfolded protein binding
Source: RefSeq, a predicted model, not a curated record